GCUGACUUUGUCGGAGGAGUACAUGCGCCAUGCCUUAGGGCUUUUGGACAGAAAAGUGUUCACCUCCAAGUUGUUGAGGAAACCCACUGCAACAGUUGCUGCCGUCGCCACCGCAGAAUUACUGCUGGGGCCGCGGCGAGUCACAAUGCGAGCUGCGCCAGAAAGUGGUGCAACUCAACUGCCGCGGCUGUACCAUGACGUGAAUGUCAACCGACCGCGAGAGUAUUGGGACUAUGAAAACCUCUCUGUGAAUUGGGGGUGUCAAGAUGACUAUGAGGUGCUCCGCAAAGUUGGCAGAGGCAAAUACAGUGAGGUGUUUGAAGGAAUUCACAUGGCUUCACAAGAGAAGUGUGUCAUCAAGAUUUUGAAGCCAGUGAAGAAAAAGAAAAUCAAGCGCGAAAUCAGGAUUCUGCAGAAUCUUUAUGGCGGCCCCAAUGUGGUCAAGCUUUUGGAUGUGGUGCGGGAUCCGCAGUCCAAGACACCGAGCUUGAUAUUUGAGUACAUCAACAACACGGACUUCAAGCAGCUGUACCCUACGCUGACCGACCACGACAUUAGGUACUACAUCUUUGAGAUUCUCAAGGCUCUCGACUACUGCCACUCCCAAGGAAUCAUGCACCGAGACGUGAAGCCGCACAACGUGAUGAUUGACCACGAGAAUCGGAAGCUGCGACUCAUCGAUUGGGGACUCGCGGAGUUCUACCACCCUGGUCGAGAGUACAACGUUCGUGUGGCCUCUCGAUACUACAAGGGUCCAGAGCUUCUCGUAGACUUGCAGCUGUACGACUACUCCUUGGACAUAUGGAGUUUGGGCUGCAUGCUUGCUGGCAUGGUCUUUCGAAAAGAGCCCUUUUUCCAUGGCCAAGACAAUUACGAUCAAUUGGUCAAAAUCGCUCGUGUACUUGGAACUGAUGGCUUGUUCGCCUAUUUGGACAAGUACAAUCAGGAACUGGACCCACACUUUGACCAUAUUCUGGGCAGGCAUUCCAGAAAAGCCUGGUCCAAGUUUGUGACCUCCGAGAAUCAGCAUUUGGUCAGUUUGGAUGUGCUGGACCUCAUAGACAGAAUGCUGGUGUACGACCAUGCGCAGAGAAUUUUGCCAAAAGAGGCAAUGCAGCACCCGUACUUCGCGCAGAUUCGGGAACCAAGCCCAAAGGCUGCUGAGAUGGCCAAGGCCUAGGUACACCAGCUGAGCGGAGCGCCGCAGUACAGACCUGUGGCAGCGAUGUGCAGCUAUGUGCAGCGAUGCAGAAUCACUGAUGACUGAAAUGAAAUCUGAUGAAUCACAGAAUCUUGCGAUGCCUCACGGUUCGCACAAAUGCUGACUCCGACUGACACUGGAAAAGAUCGGACGGAAAAACAUGAAAA
Molecule: messenger RNA, 1368 nt
Organism: Cladocopium goreaui
Lineage: Eukaryota; Dinophyceae; Suessiales; Symbiodiniaceae
Source: the annotation of a GenBank genome assembly